UGGAAUGGCGCCAUAGCCCAGGCUGCGGUUAUGUAGCAGGAACCGCGUCUGCUCGACAUUGAGGAAAGAUGGCGACCAGAGUCCUUCAGAGCCUGGGAAAGGGCCUGCACCAGGCUAGUAACGGGUUACUACCGAAACAGCAGGCGGCAUUAACAGUCAGAACCCUGUCUGCGUCCUCGAACCGAAACCGUGAAGACAGCUGGUUCAAAUCUCUCUUCGUGCGAAAAGUUGACCCCAGGAAGGACGCACAUUCUCACCUGCUGGCCAAGAAAGAGGACCUUAACCUGUAUAAAAUUCAGUUUCACAAUGUCAAGCCAGAGUGCCUUGAUGAUUAUAACAAACUUUGUGAACAAGUCUUGCCCUCUAUCCACACCAACCCUGAUUAUCCGUGUGAGCUGGUGGGAACCUGGAACACGUGGUAUGGAGAGCAGGAUCAAGCAGUUCAUCUGUGGAGAUACAGAGGAGGCUACCCUGCCCUGACUGAUGUCAUGAACAAACUCAGGAAAAAUAAGGAGUUCAUGGAGUACAGAGAAAAGCGAGGGAAGAUGCUGCUGUCUCGCAGAAAUCAACUUCUGCUCGAGUUCAGCUUCUGGAACGAGCCUGUGCCCAGAGCUGGACCCAACAUAUACGAGCUCAGAUCCUACCAGCUCCGGCCUGGAACGAUGAUCGAGUGGGGAAAUUACUGGGCUCGGGCUAUUGAGCUCCGACAGCAGAACAACGAGGCUGUGGGAGGCUUCUUCUCUCAGAUCGGAAAUUUGUACAUGGUUCAUCACCUGUGGGCAUAUAAAGACCUGCAGUCAAGGGAGGAAACUAGAAACGCAGCUUGGCAGCACGAAGGCUGGGAUGAAAUUGUCUACUAUACAGUUCCUCUGAUUCAGCACAUGGAAUCGAGUAUAAUGAUUCCCCUGAAGAUUUCGCCUCUGAAGUAGCUUCCUCACGAAGACCCAGACAGAAAAUCAAAUCUGUUUUCAUUACAAGAUUCCAACCAGAUUUUCAGUCAGAUUUUGCACUCCGGUAGAUCUCAGCUCAGUUUUGGAAAACAAAAAAAAAUUUGUAGCAUUCAAACAUGUCUCCUUUUUUCUUUUGCUGUUUUGUUUACUGAUUAGAUUUUGUGCUGCCAUUUUGAUCAGAAUCUCUCACCAAAACAUAUGAAUUACGUAAGCACUUCUCUGAUUCGCGUGAUGAAACCUUGCCGACGUUUUCAUUAAAAUCCGGUCGGGAUUUUAGUUUCAGCUGUCAUUUCGUUUUGUGAUGAUGUUACCUUUUUCCCCCCCUGAUUUCUAACAUGCUUGUUGUUUUGUUACACUAUUAUUUUUUUUUUAUGUGUGUGUGUGUAUACUGAGUAGGAGACAUUGAUCAAAACAUCCUGAUGUGGAGUCGAUAACAUUUCUUUUCCCUCCUUCAUAUUUACUGUAGUUCAGUUUUAUAAUUGUAAUCAUAGAUCUGUAAUAGAAACCGAACCCUGUGUGGUGAUGAAUGCAGGAAUCUUGUAUGCAGAAAUAAAUGCCUGAAACAAAAAUUACACACAUUGAAUAAUACACAACACUCUUUUUUUUUUCUCUAAUAGACCCAAGACUCGAUAGUUUCCUCAAUACUGAAUGUGGAUAUGAGAAAUGCAACGAGUUUAUAUUUAUAUUUGAACUGAUAUGAAGUGUGAAAACAGUUUAAAUGCGACGACCCUUUCAGCUGGGGUUCGAAUAAACUUCACUGAAUUUUC
Molecule: messenger RNA, 1717 nt
Organism: Hemibagrus wyckioides
Lineage: Eukaryota; Metazoa; Chordata; Actinopteri; Siluriformes; Bagridae
Product: protein NipSnap homolog 2-like
Exons: 10
Coding region: 69-929 (286 amino acids)
Cellular component (GO): mitochondrion
Source: RefSeq, a predicted model, not a curated record